Messenger RNA from Zea mays, 13908 nucleotides. RefSeq names its product NADH-ubiquinone oxidoreductase chain 4. The annotation marks the transcript as partial. Gene Ontology annotation, biological process: aerobic respiration; electron transport coupled proton transport; ATP synthesis coupled electron transport. The record is from RefSeq and is a predicted model, not a curated record. Gene Ontology annotation, cellular component: respiratory chain complex I. The transcript is spliced from 3 exons. Lineage: Eukaryota; Viridiplantae; Streptophyta; Magnoliopsida; Poales; Poaceae. Gene Ontology annotation, molecular function: NADH dehydrogenase (ubiquinone) activity; NADH dehydrogenase activity; ubiquinone binding.
AAGGGAGUGGCUACCCACUGGAGCUUCGACCAACCACCACCGGUCAAUUCCGCUUUGGGGCCACCCCUGACUCUACCAUCAUUAUAGGGGUAUGGGGUUCGAGACAAAGAAAGAUCAAGGCAGCAUAUCAGUUUUUCCUAUAUACUUUACUUGGAUCCGUUUUUAUGCUAUUAGCUAUUCUGUUGAUUCUUCUCCAAACAGGAACCACCGAUUUACAAAUUUUAUUAACCACAGAAUUUAGUGAGCGGCGCCAAAUCCUUCUAUGGAUUGCCUUUUUCGCCUCUUUUGCCGUCAAAGUGCCUAUGGUACCAGUUCAUAUUUGGUUACCCGAAGCCCAUGUAGAGGCACCUACGGCUGGAUCCGUCAUCUUGGCAGGAAUUCUUUUAAAAUUGGGAACCUACGGGUUUUUAAGAUUUUCAAUACCCAUGUUUCCCGAAGCGACACUUUGUUUCACUCCUUUCAUUUAUACUCUAAGUGCGAUUGCUAUAAUAUAUACUUCCUUGACCACUUUAAGACAGAUCGAUCUUAAGAAGAUCAUUGCCUACUCCUCAGUAGCCCAUAUGAAUUUGGUGACUAUUGGUAUGUUUAGUCCGAACAUACCGGGAAUUGGAGGUAGCAUUUUACUUAUGUUAAGUCAUGGACUGGUUUCUUCAGCCCUUUUUCUAUGUGUUGGUGUUCUAUAUGACCGACAUAAGACUCGACUUGUUAGAUAUUAUGGAGGUUUAGUGAGCACCAUGCCGAAUUUCUCUACCAUUUUCUUCUUUUUCACUUUAGCCAAUAUGAGUUUACCCGGCACUAGCAGCUUUAUCGGGGAAUUUCUAAUCUUAGUAGGAGCUUUCCAAAGAAAUAGCUUAGUAGCCACAUUAGCAGCGCUUGGGAUGAUUUUAGGCGCGGCGUAUUCCCUUUGGCUAUAUAAUCGUGUGGUUUCUGGAAAUUUAAAACCCGAUUUCCUCUAUAAAUUCUCCGAUCUAAAUGGCAGAGAAGUUUCCAUAUUUCUACCUUUUCUUGUUGGAGUUGUUCGGAUGGGUGUUCACCCCAAAGUGUUCCCGGACUGCAUGCAUACAUCCGUAAGUAACUUAGUGCAACAUGGCAAAUUUCAUUGAGAGGAAUCAGCAAAGAAAAGAAAUCUUCUCCGGGUGACUGGAUCGCCCCGGAACCACAAGAAUCCUUAGAAUGGGAUUCCAACUCAGCACCUUUUGUUUUGGGAUUUUGAGAAGAGUUGCUCUUUGGAGAGCACAGUACGAUGAAAGUUGUAAGCUGUGUUCGGGGGGGAGUUAUUGCCUAUCGUUGUCCUCUAUGGUAGAACCCGUCGGGGAGGCCUGAGAGGCGGUGGUUUACCCUGUGGCGGAUGUCAGCGGUUCGAGUCCGCUUAUCUCCAGCCCGUGAACUUAGCGGAUACUAUGAUAGCACCGAAGGUUGCCAAUUCGUCAGUUCGAUCUAUGAUUUCGCAUUCAUGGACGUUGAUAAGAUCCUUCCAUUUAGUAGCACCUUAGGAUGGCAUAGCCUUAACGUUAAUGGCGAGGUUCAAAAGAGGAAAGGCUUGCGGUGGAUACCUAGGCACCCAGAGACGAGGAAGGGCGUAGCAAGCGACGAAAUGCUUCGGGGAGUUGAAAAUAAGCAUAGAUCCGGAGAUUCCCAAAUAGGUCAACCUUUUGAACUGCCUGCUGAAUCCAUGAGCAGGCAAGAGACAACCUGGCGAACUGAAACAUCUUAGUAGCCAGAGGAAAAGAAAGCAAAAGCGAUUCCCGUACCCGUACCGUAGUAGCGGCGAGCGAAAUGGGAGCAGCCUAAACCGUGAAAACGGGGUUGUGGGAGAGCAAUACAAGCGUUGUGCUGCUAGGCGAAGCGGUUGAGUGCCGCACCCUAGAUGGCUAAAGUCCAGUAGCCGAAAGCAUCACUAGCUUACGCUCUGACCCGAGUAGCAUGGGGCACGUGGAAUCCCGUGUGAAUCAGCAAGGAAAGGACCACCUUGCAAGGCUAAAUACUCCUGGGUGACCGAUAGCGAAGUAGUACCGUGAGGGAAAGGUGAAAAGAACCCCCAGUGGGUAGUGAAAUAGAACGUGAAACCGUGCUGAGCUCCCGGAGGGGAAAGUGAUCUCUGACCGCGUGCCUGUUGAAGAAUGAGCCGGCGACUCAUAGGCAGUGGCUUGGUUAAGGGAAUGGAACCCACCGGAGCCGUAGCGAAAGCGAGUCUUCAUAGGGCGAUUGUCACUGCUUAUGGACCCGAACCUGGGUGAUCUAUCCAUGACCAGGAUGAAGCUUGGAUGAAACUAAGCAGAGGUCCGAACCGACUGAUGUUGAAGAAUCAGCGGAUGAGUUGUGGUUAGGGGUGAAAUGCCACUCGAACCCAGAGCUAGCUGGUUCUCCCCGAAAUGAGUUUGUUUCUAUGGCAGAAAUGAGCUUAGCUUCCUUUCUGGAGUGAAGUGGAAGCAUGAGUGCUUACACGAACGGAGGAAAGCGAAUUACUUACUUGCUUGGGGCUCGGUGGAAAGCUAUUCCACUGGCCGGAUAAAUAGUGGCUAUCCCGGCACCUUGACUUGAAUUGAGUUGACUGCUUCUUAGCAUUGACCUCUUAGCCGAGUUCUGUCACAAUCGCCGGCUAGGCUGCUUACUCGAAAGGGACUGACAACUCUUUGAGGCCGGUGUGAAUCUACCCAUUUCUUAUCCAUUGGCCAGGUCCCUGUUCUGUCUUUCGUAUUCUACUCGCAUUGAGUGAACUGACACAUUGAUUGGUAUUGGUACCAGAUGUGAAUGAAUGAGAUCAUUUCUGUUUGUCGGGAUGGGAUGGGAGCUGAUAUCGGUCCUUUGGACCUUGAUAGGUGGAAGGGGAGUUCAUGAAGUCGGAAGUUUGAUACAGCCUAAGAUUGGAUCUCUUGAUAUCUGACCUUGUUUCCAAUUCGGCUGCCAGCAGAUCAGAAAAAGUGUGUCCAGCAUUCAAGUAGGCAACCCUAUUAUUCCAAGCGUGGGCCGGGGCAAUCAUUCCUUGCUGCUAGAGACUAGAGAACAGACAAGAGAUUUGAACCGAGGCUGCAAUCAAUCAACGGCUUUCCUCCCUUCUUCGUGUAGUGUAGAUUGGCAGUACGGGAGACUGUUCUUCUUUUGUUAUUGGAGUCGAGGUACCCACCACCGGGAAAAGGAAAUCGGCCUUCAUUCGUUUUUCUUCGUCGUAGUCGUUUUCGUCCUCGGCUAAGGUAUCAUCAGAUAUAGAAGAAGCAGAGAGUGGGGUAAUAGCAAAAAAGGAAUAUAACUCGUCCGAGGAAGUGGGCUGUGGCAAGGUCUCUUUCGUAGAGAGGGUAAGUUCUUGCACCAGCAUAAGCUUUUCUUGCACCUUCUUUAGCAUAGGGUUGGGUUGGAGGUGAAGUUAUGGCUCAGCUUUCUUGAUCUGCUUUCUUGAGUGACAGUAGUUGUUUCUUUUCGAAUAGGAAGUCACUCGGAUUCGGAUAAAGGAGAAGGACCACGAUCAGAAAGAAAAGGGGAAUGCCGAACUGGAUACUCUGCUUAAAGGAAUAAGCCUCCCUUGGAUAGAUCGAAGAAAGAAGCACUGUGCGUUACCAGGUGUAGUGGAGAAAGCAAGGGCAAAGGUUUCAUCAGAAAGAGAUGCUCGAGCGAUACCAGGAUCACGAUACGAUUAAUCUGAUGGCGCAGCACGAACAGGAAAUAGAUAACCGCAAGGAAAGGGAACAGUUUAGUCCCUCCGAUCCGUCAAUCAACGAUAGGGUUACCCAGAAUUCUAAUUAAUAGGAAGGUUGGACUACCUCGAAUGGCAACAUGCUCGCUGAUUCCUACCACUCCUAUCUACAUAACUGCUCCAGAGAAGGGAAGGCAGAUGUCGAACCAGCGAUUGAGUGUACUAGUUCAUUUAAUGAUUGCAAAGCGGAGGCUAAGGACAUAACGAACAGUGCGCAAAGAAGAAAGCAUGGGCAUGGAUACGAGACCAGAAGGAAAGAACGAUCACCGUAAUGCGAUUAACCAGAGUAGCCGCCAGGGUGCAGUGCACCCUACGCUUUGAAUUCUUCUUGGCAGCUCAAGACCUUUCUUGUUCGUUCCUUGCUCCCAGCAAAAGAAGCAGCUUCUUAAGUGGAUUUAUCCGGGACUGAUACUCUUUUCCGAACUAAUAACCAAUGAUUUCCAUUUUGACCAAUGGAUACAGCUCAUGGUAAGACAACAUAUGGCUUCUUCCUUGAGGGAAUGUUCUAGCCGCCUCCUUCCGCCGUGCUUCCUCCGAUCAAACAGCUACCUAGGCUUCCUCGCAUACUCGGCUUUAUCUAGUUUAGGAUUGACUAUUCUCUGGUGGAUUAUCUGGUGUCAUAGUAGGAAUCACCCCUUUCUUCUCAGAUGGUCCAGUAUAUUGGUCAAGGCAGCUUGCUCCAAUCAUGCUUUGUUUAUUGAAUGAAGAGUUCACUCGUAGAAAUGUCCGUUCUUUCCUUUGAGCAUAUCCGUUUGAUUGCUCGUAGCGCUAACUAGCAUAGCAUCCGUUUUCUUGCUUGGUUUCUUUAGUAUCACAAGCCACGGAUUGAGCAACUAGCGCGGUCGGGUAGCUGCUUUCCUCUUUUCCAACCUCUUACCAACUCGGGAUGGCCUCCUCUCGGUCAAGGAUCCGACCUUCCCCUCGCUCCGGGGUUCUAUACUUUCGAUGCUUCUCUCGAUAGCUAUCCCCUGUUUAGUUUCUCGGCUUCCUAUCUCUUAGGAAAGACUAGCUGGAUCAGGUUAAGGGAAGGAAGUACGGGUCAAGUAAAGAAAUACAACUGUUAUCCACGAACAACCUUUUCUCAUAUGAAUACCGUGCGCCAGUAAGUAGUCCAUCAAAGCUAACCCGGGUUAACUACUCUCUAGGAAGCUUCCCCGUCCUAAUCUAAGGAAUGAAUGAGGGAAAGUCUUGUCUCUUCUUUUCCGACACCCACUUCUGGAUUGCCAAUUCUCAGAUUUCUCGGUUCCUUCUUUGGCUCGCCUUGACGGAUUACUUCGAUUACUACCGGACUUCCAGAUUAGCUGCUUUUUACGCUUCACGCCUUUCCCUGCUGGGGUGGUGUCUUUCGUAGUCAGAAGCCUUGUUUGGCCAUCAGGCAUUAUGUAGUUGGCACGGGAUGCGUACUCCUCUCCUCCUAAGAAGCAAGGCAAGGGAUUUUUCGCAAACUAGCGCGUUGUCGACGAUGAAAAGAAUGCGAACCGAAGACCCCUUCCUCUCGAAGUGCGGUGCGUGCCAUCGUAAGUGUGACCCUCCAUCUCAUAUUUAUUCAUUCAGCAGAAACAUAAAUCUACUCGAGGAAUCACUCCUUUCUUCUUCAUUAUAUAUAAUCUAAGGUGAUAAAGAGUAGGAUUUGGAAAUUCCUGAUCCCGCCAAAGCAAAGUCCGUCCCUCCUUCCUGACGAAUGCUUAUUUGCCAUCUAAUUUCCCAGAAGAGCAGAAGUAUAUCUGGGGAUCGUCCACAUUGAGGACUUGCCAUUUGCAUCUUUCAUCUCAAUGAAAUAGUAUUUUAUCACGUUGAGGAUUUCCCCGGUAGUUGUUUUGGUCUAAUCUUGAUUACUAAUCAUCUGGCUUAGCUCGACCUACCAAUUUAACUUAUCCUAGGGACUCGUUCGUUCACCGUGGACUAUACUCUACUAAACUCAGAGUCGAGGUCUCUUCUUCUGGAAUUGAUCCUUUUCUGAGUUCGCUUAUCAACUUAUCUUUCCUAUCGUCGUACUGGUUAAGGGUAGAAAUCCAAGGAUAAAGGAGAGGAAAAAGCGUUCAUUCUGCCCAAUGCCUUGAACCCGUUCGGUCUCCCUUAAUUGUGAUUGAAAUGACGAUGGCAACAGGUUUCGCUUCUGCAGCGGGCAUAUUAUAAGCAUCAGCCAUAAAAUCUAGAGAUCGCAAUGCGUUACCCACUUUUGGAUCCGUAAAACGGAGAACAUCAGUCCAUAGAGGGACUUUCCUGAAUUAGUGAUACGAAAAAGUAAACGAAUAAAUGUGGGAAAAGUUGGGGACAGAAAAAGUUCCGUAAUCGUCCUAUUUUUUCGUCCUUGUGGAAGCGAGAAAUGCGUAACGACUUGAUUUUUAGAUAGAGGAUAUUGGAAAGAAGUGCGUAGGUAGGCCUCAACGUGUUCAUUGAGUAGCUUGAGGAAGUUUGCCAUUGUGAGACGGUUAAGGCCACCCCUAAACUCCUGGACCAGUCUACCAGUGCUAAUACUUUUCCCCCACAUCUUUAAAGGAAUCCUAACUUUGAUGCCCCCACUAUCUGUAAAAGAGACAAGCAACCCUGUCCCACCAAGAAAAAUGAGAAGUUUCUCAGAGGUAAUCUCCUCCCAGCAGGUCUAACUUAUCGCAAUAAUUUUUGAGUCGCAUUAAAGAAAUUUGGAAUUCGUGGAAUGCCUAACAAGAUGGUGAUCCACAGUAAGAAGAUAGUAUGUAACUAGAGGGCGAGAGUUGUAAGCCAAUAGGGGGAAGUAGAAUGCUCAGGUGGGAGGAAUCCAAGCCUAAGCACCGGAUAACUCGUACAGAAGGAUAGAGGAAGAGAACCGGGUGGCUUGACACCUGGUGAUGUUAGAAAGAAGACAAGUGCUUAUGCUUAUAAGGAACCCCAAGGUUAGCUUAUAGCUCUUGAGUCUUAUCUUAUCCCUCCUUCAUCCCUAUUGCUUCAUGCUAUGCUUGUACGACUUCUUACUGAUUCCUAUCUUCUCGGCGUUGGCUUGUACUUCUGCUUAUAGGGUACCUGCGUUCUUCAUCAAUACUGAAAGCGGAUGGACUGUUGGCCAAGCUAAGGCAAAGCCGAAUCUCAACUAAAUCUGACUUAUUUUCACAGAGGAAGAAGCUUCUUUUUAGCCUAGUGCUUAGAACGAAAGCCAUUGCAAAGAAGCGAAGGGCGCUAAGCGGGGAUGGUCAAAAAGUAGAAACUUAUACUUUCUGGUAAACAACUGGUUAGAAAACCGUAUCCCUGCCCCAUUAAGCGUGCUUGGGAAAGACUCCAGCUUUAUGAAAGAGGUAGGCCCCCGUAACCAAUUUGAAAGGGACACUGGCCUACUAGGAAUUUGCAAAUAGAAAGCCAGGACAUGAAAGUAAGACAGAUAGGAAAGGGGAUACCUAACCCCCCACCCAGGAAAAAAACUAUGUGUGGUCAUACUCUCUGCCACAACUUUACUUUACUUUUGCCCCUUUCCGCCCUAUGGUUCUUGCUAUUUGUGGGUCCUUUCCAAAGGGUUUCAAGUGAGAUAACUAGUAGUGUAGUGCAAAUAGUGGGCUCGUAGCAGGCUGUCUUAGGGAGUUUGACAAGAUCCCAAGUUUGAUUCUUUUCAAGUGCUCUUAGCUCCUCCAACAUGGCCUCUUGCGGCUCCUACGAGCUUAGCUUACUAUCAAACAAACUUAUAUCCUGCUUUUCAUCUGUAGGUUUUCCCCCAUUCAUAGGUCAUCUACUUCGGCUUUUCCUUCUUCAUCUUGUUGUUGAAGAAUAUCGUCUCCAUCCAUUUAGGGAAUUCAUACAUCUGGACUCGUUGCCCAUUCAUUUCACUUCUGCUCGCAGCACUUCCGUACGGGCCAGCAGUGCCUAAGUCAAAGCCUUUGAUUCUUCUCCCUUAGUGAAAGUGGGGCAAGAUUAGACCUAUGAUGAGACUACCUAUUAGUGUGUUGCUUUGGUGCAAGAGGUGAUCCUAUUUUAUCAUUCGUUGAGGAGAAGAAAACUGCGAAGGAAGUGAUAGAUCAUGGCACCGGGGAUGAUGCGAUUCAAAUAUUAGGGAGGCCACAUCCAGUACCACACAUUUUCUUCCGUGGAUAAGAAAGCCUAUUAUAUUAUAUUAAGUAAGGGCCUAUGGCUUGGGCUACUGUGACAUCUGUUUAGUCAUAACUGCUUUUAUAAUUAAUAAAGGCACUGCGGCAUCUGUAAUGGACUACCUUCCGCUACUGUUUAGUCUGUUCUCUUUAACUGUCCCUUUAUUGUUUAUAGGACUCGUAUUGAAGUCUUGGAGUUUUAUUUUACUUGAUCUUUCUCACCCACUAGACUCUUUCAAUAUCAUAUAGAAAGGAUGAAUUAAAUAUCAUUAAUCAAGGCGCGUAGCGAUUAAGGUGAAUCAAAUCCUCACUCUGUCCUUGUGUUCAUGAUAGCCCUAGGCAGCAUAGUUGGUGUCCUGUAGGAAUGGUUGUAGAAGGUAGGCAGUCCCAAUCCUAGCCCAUUGCUUUUACUUAGUCCAUACACUCCAUGGCUUACAUGACAUAUCGGACAUACUACAGCAUGAGGCAUACUGGACAGACUGCAUAGGCUUAAGUAGUAGACUCAUGGCUUACAUACUGGACAGACUGACUCCUGUAAUGCUUAUUGCCAAUCUAGCUAAUGGGCUGACUUCAUUGGCUUGCUCUCCUCACCUAUGGAUUCGUAUUGAAGUCUUGGAUGAUGUAGUUUAUCAAUCUUAGAGCAUGGUUCGUACCAUACCUGUAGUGCCGUUCCUUGUGGUUCUUCUCCUGUGGUUGCUUUAACGAGCUGGAAGCGCCCUUCGACCGGCCCAGCGUUGCCGAAGAGGAUUCGAAGACAAAUGGCAAUGAAAGGUUGUGGGAAGAGCUUAUUUGAAUGAAAAGAGCAGAAAGAAGCAAGUCGGGGUGAAGAAGACGUACGGUGAGACAAAUACUGACUUGUAAUCGCUGAGUCUACUGACUUGUAUUCGCGGAGUCUAUAGUAUGCUCUUUUCUCUCUUUCUUGCAACUUCGUUCUUUUCUUUUUUGCAUCCUUUUCUCAAUGUCUUAUUUGAUCUCUUCCACCUUGCCUAUGCCUAUCGGGUAUCCUGCCCCGGUGUAUGUACCAUAAUGGAUUUUAGCAUAAGAACAGUGCUCUUCCUCGUUGGCUCGGUCCCCCCUCUCUCGUUGUCAGUUUGUCCACUAAUUCUUCUUACCAAGGCACAAAUCUGCUGCAUCUAUUUCAAGAGUUGCACCUCACUCGUCACCACGCCAUAUUGGCUUUUCUCUUUCCACUGCCUCAGCCACCACUCCUUAGCUGCAUAAUCCUUGACGAGAUCGUAAUGUUUAAUUAGUUCCAGCCACGCUGUGUCAGAUUUCAUUCCUGAUGCAUUUUUCUUUUAUUGUCUGGUGAUUUUGAAAAGUCGGCACCCACAGAUCUUCAGUGCGAAUAUUAGAGCAGACAACUCAAAAUCGUGCGUAGGAUAGUUAUGCUAGUGGGCAACUGGCCUUUCCCAUAGGCUAUGACACAGCAUAAGAAGAAAGCUUCGCUCAGCCUAAGUCAAUAGGGUAUGAUCCGUCUCUGGCACGGGCAUGGCUAGAAUGGGCACGAACUGGUCAUUGUCAUAGGGAUGCUAGCCAUGGUGUAGUAGCAUGAUUAUAAUAGGGUUGAGGUCAAACUUUCUAUUUGAAUAGGGACCAGUUAAUAUAUACAUUUUGAAACUAGAAGGUGUUUCCUUAGCUUCAAAGUCUGGGUCGAAUAAAGAGAAACUCCACUGGUAAUGUGAAAAGAGCCCUACCCGCCUUCAUAGAAGAUAAGACGGAACAAACUUCUUCUUUGAAACUAGGCUAAGGCUUGUAUUCUUUAAAGUAUUUGUUUUCAUUCUUUACCUUUCUUGCAGCUUUGGAAAGAGUUAUCCAGCAAAAUGAGAUUCAAGUCCCUUGCCCUGGUACUUUCCUUAUGAUAGAUGGUAGUUCGGUCGUUUAUUCGCCCUCUCCCUAGUUUCAGUGAAGAAUUGCUUGCUCUACCUACUACAAGAAGAACCUAUCGUAGCAUACUAUGGAAAAUUGAAGGGUGUGCGGACUUAAUGACAAAGAUUAAGGCCAGUACCUGUGUGUACUUGUGGUGUGGUAUAGUAAGUGGUAAAAGGCAGGCUACUAAAGCGUCCGAUGUGUGCACCUUUUUCACUGCUUCUACUAAGCCUUUUUGCAUGGAUUACGAACAAGACCCUCCUUCAUCCCUAUUGCUUCAUGCUAUGCUCUAAAAAAGCAUUACCAUUCAUCCUCUCAUUUUCCAUAAGAGCAAAAGCAAGCUCAAAAUCCAGAAACUGCGUUCGCAGCGGAACGGAAAGAAGACCCUUCCAUUUUACUUUGAGGUGAAAUGCAGAGAGUACACCAAUUAAUGUCUGCGAGUUAGGCACCAAGAGCAAUAAGAAAGCGUUGGAAAUGUUGGCUAAUGGAUGCAAAUCUCAUCCUUUGUCUUUGAGUUUAUCUCUACCGCUGACGUCCACAACACUGCCUGGAUUGAGACUCAUUAUCUCCUCCUGCCCCUACUUCUAUGAGAGAAUCAUCCCACUUUAAGCCAUAUAUCCCCCACAUUGCUAAUUAGUUUCCUUGCCAAAGUUUUUAUUUCGGUAUGUUAUUUGAAUACCGAACUUCUGUUCAAGCUAUUUUUUAAUAACCUUCACUGCAACAGGAUAGAUCCCUUUCACUUGAGAUUCUUAUUAAUUAUAGAGCUAUCCAACCUUUUCUUCCUUCUUUCCACAUCAAAUCCACAGCACGCAUGCUCAGGUUGAAAAGUCUUAAGUUAGACCAUCUUCGCCAACUUAUGCAUGGAUCCAAAAACGAUAUUCCUGCUUGACACACUUUGCCUUUACCCAGGAUCACUCUUCUUCGGAAAAGCAUACUCCAUCUACUUUUUAAUAGCUCCACUAAAUGCUAUUGCGUGAGGGUACUGUGCACCUACUUACAUCUUAGCCUUGUACUGCGCCGGGUGCUUUGCUCACUAUGAAAGCUGGUAAUAAGAUUCGAUAUAAGGAAUGACUCAGCUACGCUUCCUUCUUCCGCACCAGUAGCUUCUAAGUCCAAAUAAGGUUAUUUCCUGGUCAAUCGAUCACAUGAUGACUUCUUCAAUAACUCUUUGACCCUAACUAUGUAUGCAUCUGCUUUGCCAAUAAUGAGAUUUCCAAGCAUUCCAGGCUUUGACACCACCUUUUUCUAGGCCAUGUCAGAGCUAAAAAGAAGUUGUUAAUUGAUAAAUAAAAGCAAAGAGAUUUGAGCCAUAUGCAUAAAGCUUAAACUUACUUAUUGGCAUACGAGCAGAAGCACAGGAAAUGAUGAGAGGCGCGCAGCGAUUGAUUACUAGCAUAUUCAAUUAGACAGGUUUCUUUUCAAUCAACACAAGCAGCAGGCGUAGCUUUUCAUUCACUCGCUCUAAGCACGGGAAUAGAAUAAAGGUAUGGGUCCCCCACCUUACCAUCCGUUCUGUCAGACCAAUUGCUAAAGAGUUUUAUUCGAUUUGAGACAAUCAGGAGAUGGGCCUUUCUCAAAUUGAACAGCCGGCCGCUACUAAGCUAUACUAUAUAUAGGCUCUAAAGGUCUUACUUUAAGAGUACUCCUAUUAUGUAUGGGUGGAUCCGCUCUACGUAAUGAAGCCAGCCUAAUUGGAUAGCAGCAGGACUUGCGAAGUACCCAGGCAGGAUAGUAAGCUACUCAUAAGGUUUUAGGGAAUGGCGUUUGGACUCCAAGUCUAUGCCUCCAACCAUGUUACAAGUGCCCAAGUCUAAGUUCUUCCAAGAGUUCAGACAGGGGAUAGGGUAUUUACCGGUAAGCUCUUUCUCAAUGCAUAUUUUAAAAUCGAUGGGGGUGGGUCGGAUUUGAAAAGAAAGGACCCCUAUUACGGAAGUAGCUCAGUCAGUCAGCUAUCUUGAACGUUCUUUGCAAGCACUAUUGAGCACUAAGCAACUCUUGCUGUCCCUAAAGGGCCCUUCUACCUUUUCAGAGAUAGCUGGUACAUGACAUCCAUUAUAUGCUAUUUUGGAAGUGAGAGAAUGCACAACAUACUGACAGAUAGGCCAAAGGCUCCCUUGGCUCCAAAAAGGAAGGACGGUGCCCUCUUUCUCGCUACAUCGGUUUUCGUUUGGUUUAUGCUUGCUUUCGUACUGUGUGUGAUCUUUCCGACCUCUUCUCUUCCUUUCUUUUUGGCGAAGCGAAGAGAAAAAACGGGACCAUGAGCACAGGAGCCGCAGGCGAGGGUACAUGGACCGCAUACAGGGUAGUUCCCCGCACUUGAAGCAUAGCCCACGAGCACGGCGAUAAGUUCGUUUGGUAAACAAACGGCUCUGCCCUAGCUUCUACUUCCUAGUUUAGUUGAUAUCUAGGUUCCAGUGUAGUAAGUCUUCCAAAUGUAUAAACACUUUUCUGGUGUGGUUGAACCUAUGAUUAUGAUCGGUUGGGCGAUCCGCCUAUAGCCAGCCUUGGUCCAGGGCGAGCAUUCACAAAGGUUUUUCUUCUAAAGGAAAGAGGGCUAAGAAGUUCCAGGUGAGCGAUCUACUCAUCUUCCUGCUAAAGGCAAUCUCUAUUACCGGAACGUUUUUUCUUAUUCUUUACCCAGGCAGGCCUAUCUCAGUUCCGUUAGUAGUUAAAGAAUAUAAGGUACCAUGAUGUAUUAUUAGUUGGAACCAAGCAUUAUAGAAAGUACUAGUUAUUACAAGCCUAGGUAGAGUGCUUUUAUCCAGCCAGGUGAAGCUCCACUCAACAGCUUCCAUCCGCUGGGCUCUUCUUUACAGUACAGGCCAUCAACAAGUAGAGGAAGGUCGAUUGGAUCAUGUCCGAAUCCCAUUGCAGAAGAGUGAAAAGCAGAUUUAUGUAUACAUACCAUAUGACUGAACAACUCUUUUGACUGCAGACCCGUAGGAGGAAGGUGGAGUUAGUUAGAUGAAUUGCACCCGACAUGGCUCGAUGCGUCGCAGCACGCCAUCCGUGGAAGAACACACAUGAAUAGAAUAGGCCUCCAUACUUGCCCAGCCCACAGCAAGCAUCAGUGGUGGUCACAAAACCUGCACAUUGUAAUUCGAUCAUAAUGUGAGUGCUUCCCCAGAGGCAGAAGCUGAGUCUACAAAAAGGUGGGAGCAUAAAAUGUAGGUGAGUCAAUUGCGUGUGGCCUUCAAGUAUUUCGUAUUGUAACAAUAUUCAAUCGGCAUCCAAACAAAGGUGCAUGUACGGUUCCUAAGGGAUACAAUUUUGUCCUAAUCAACCAAACAAGCAACGGAUUGAGCAACUAGCGCUAGGCGCAUCCGUUUUCUUGCUUCAUCGAGAAAGAUUAAAUAAGUUGAUAGCGCGAUCUCGUACUAACACAUACUCUCUAAAUAUUGAAGAACUUGCAUGCGGCCACAACCGCGGUAUGAGUUCUGAUCUCAGACUUUGUUUGGGGGCUGCUUGCCCCUUCGCGUCGACAAGGAAACUGUGGACGACAAUGGGUUUAGAAUUAGAAUAGAACGAGGACCCUAUCGAACAAAUAGAGGAAAGGGCAGAAAGGGGCAAAAGUAAAGUCUAAGCGACAUAUGGCACGAAAAGGAAAUCCAAUUUCGGUAAGACUUGAUCUGAAUCGUAGUUCAGAUCCAAGUCGGUUCAGUGAGGGCGACCGCGAAAGUCACCGAAUGGGUUCGGUCCGUCUUUUCCUGAUCUUUGUUUGUCCCCCCAAAGGCGUGAGAGGACGUUGCAGAUGUCCGGGACGGACACGACUUCUUCUAACGCUAGAAGACCACAGGAAGAAACCCGGGACCAGAGCAUGUCGUGAAAGACGCACACGGGGCGGGCGUGCUUCGACCGUGUCUCCGGGGCACAGUUGAAUGUAGAUAUCAUGAACGCGAGGAUAAGGAUACCAGGCCGAGAAACCCGGGCAAGUACUCUACUCCCCUAAUGUGCCGAUCGCUAGCGCAUCCAGGGCCCCGGCGCCCAGCUCCGCUGGAGAGGCCGUCACUGAUCUUAAAAGUGCGUCUGCGGUUCGGAUAGACUGAUUCUGCGAACGCCUAGCCCCAGGAAUCAAGAAAAAAACAAGUGCUAAGUUUCAUUUCAGAUCAGUGAAUAAACCGAAAAAAGAGACCUUUUUCGCUCGGCGCCGCACUAUGCUCCGCUUCAACAAAUGAGAGUUUUCGGUGGAACCGGUGAACCACGCGAGCUGGUUAGAUGCGUGGGGCAGAGGGCUCGUAGUACCUGAUAGCGCAGCUAUGCAGUGGAAGGGAAGGAGCCUAAAUCGACCCCCUUCUUUCUUUUUUA